This is a messenger RNA of Penicillium hordei, 1347 nucleotides long. RefSeq lists its product as uncharacterized. The record is from RefSeq and is a predicted model, not a curated record. The transcript is spliced from 3 exons. Lineage: Eukaryota; Fungi; Ascomycota; Eurotiomycetes; Eurotiales; Aspergillaceae. The coding region runs from base 1 to 1347 and encodes 448 amino acids.
AUGGCCUCAUUCAAUCUCCCCUCAGAGCUAAUUGCGAUCAUCGCGUCUCUGUCCGACACGGAAACCCUCAAGGCACUGAGGCUAACAAACCACAUGCUAUGCGACUUCGCAACCAACAGUGUGUUCUCUACGGUCUCACUAUACACCGAUGAUAAAAGCUGUGAAGCUUUUGAGUCCAUCAUAACACAUCCGCAGUUAAAAGAACAUGUACGCAAGGUUCGCCUUAAUACUGUCGAGGUCGACUAUCAAUCUGACCGAGAUCACGAUGAACUUGAGCUACCUCUCAAAUGGAGGGAGCUCCUAUCUAUGCUUCCCAAAAUUCCAAAUCUCGAAAGCGUCAUUCUGCGCUUCGACAAAAAUGCCACGCUAGACGAUGAUUAUCCUGAGGCACCCCAGUCAGUGGAUUACCGGGAAACCAUCAUACAAUGGCUGGGUACGGGGCUGGUGUCUUUAGAGCGACCGUUGAAAGAACUGGGGAUUCAGAAUCAGCAGAACGUGACACCAUUGAGCAAUGAUUUCCAGCAAGUAUUGGGCACCCUGAGUUCGCUGAGACUGAAUGUUGUGCAUUCGUCCGAUUCUGCGUGCCCUGAGAACGAAAUCGAGAGAGAGGAAGUGGCUGAAUUCCACGCACGUAUACUCCCAUCAGUCUGGCUGAAACCCACGAUGGGAUCACUCCGGAAGCUCUCUCUAUAUUCCAACUUUUACUGGGGGUUUUACCCUAAACUCAGCCUCGAAGGGAUUCAUUGCCCAAAUUUGCAAUCGCUCGCCUUGGGAAAUUUCACCUUUUUCGAAGACCAGCAGCUCGAUUGGAUUCUGUCGCACUCGUCAACACUUGAAGAACUUUACCUCGAUGAUUGUUCAAUUUUAUUCCAAAUAAGGGUAUCGAGCAACGAUUCCCAGCUUGACAAGUGUCCGCUACCGGAAUCCAGAAUGGAAUUGAAAUAUCCUGGGGAGUGGGGUGAGGCCUGGUACUACGAGUAUCCACGCCGAUGGGAUGACUAUUUUGCCUCAUUUGGGGCAGGCCUUCCACAUCUCCGUCGUUUUGCAAUUGGUCAUAAUGGAGCAUGGUAUUUAGAUAGAGGGUAUGAGGUGCCUUUUGAAAAAGAACUGGACCUUGUGCCGGCUUUGAUGCGUGACCGGUACAUGGAAUUUGAUGGUGGUAUAGGACCAUCUCAGUUUCUUUCACCGUGGUCAGACCCUCAAGGGGAGCAUUGGCCACAACGAGAUGACGAGGAUCGUGAGGCUUUGAAGGCAUUGUAUCGGAAGACCAAGCAACAGGUAGACUGUGGAGAGUUUACUGUAGGAAAUCGCGAGGUGGUCGAUUUGGUAGAACUUCGUCCUUGGUGA